UCUCCUGGACAGUCUUUCAAUCAAAUCAACCGCAACUUUUCGGGAUCCUCGCAGCUUAAAACUCCAUCGCAGCCGUUCGAUCGCACCCCCACAAGCAUUCUCUCUCUCUCUCUCUCUCUGUCCCCCUUGGCUCUCGCCCCAAUUCUCUGUCUCUAAAGAGCCUCUCUCUCUCUGUAGAAUUGUGUGGAGAAUUUGAAUUCCGGCCAAAUUUUUGGUCGGUUAAGAUGGUUUUGCUGAUAUAUUGUAGUGAGGCCAUACCCUAGGCGCUCGUCUAGUACCGGCGCUGCUUCCGCCACCAUUCUCUUCAGUAAAUGGGCUGCCUUCAGUCUACAAGAAGAAGACAGGUUCCAGGACAUGAGGACCCAGUUGCUCUUGCUUCCCAAACAGCUUUUAGUGUUAGUGAAGUUGAAGCACUUUUUGAGCUUUACAAGAGCAUCAGCGGUUCUGUGAUUGAUGAUGGGUUGAUAAACAAGGAAGAAUUUCAGUUGGCACUUUUUAAGAACAGAAAGAAAGAGAAUCUCUUUGCGAAUCGGAUCUUUGAUCUGUUUGAUGUUAAGCGAAGGGGAGUCAUUGAUUUCGGCGACUUUGUUAGAGCACUUAAUGUCUUCCAUCCCAAUGCUCCUCAAGAAGACAAGAUUGAUUUUUCAUUUAAGCUCUAUGAUUUGGAUAGUACAGGCUAUAUUGAGCGCCAAGAGGUCAAGCAAAUGUUAAUUGCACUUCUUUGUGAAUCUGAAAUGAAGUUGGCUGACGAGACCAUUGAAAUAAUACUGGAUAAGACUUUCUUGGAAGCUGAUGUGGACCAAGAUGGGAAGAUAGGCAAGGCUGAGUGGCAGAACUUCGUUAACAAAAAUCCGUCAUUAUUGAAAAUUAUGACCCUCCCCUAUCUUAGGGAUAUAACGACUACAUUUCCAAGUUUUGUGUUUAAUUCUGAAGUUGAUGAGAUUGCUACAUAAAAAGAAAAUAGGUUAGGAACAUUCUGCAGUUGGUGUGGAAGAUAUUUGGGUGUAAUUCUUUGAACAAAAAAACAUUUUGAGAGGAAAAGGAUAGUGAGUUACUGCUUUUA
Molecule: messenger RNA, 1063 nt
Organism: Corylus avellana
Lineage: Eukaryota; Viridiplantae; Streptophyta; Magnoliopsida; Fagales; Betulaceae
Gene: CBL1
Product: calcineurin B-like protein 1
Biological process (GO): calcium-mediated signaling
Molecular function (GO): calcium ion binding; kinase binding
Source: RefSeq, a predicted model, not a curated record